Molecule: messenger RNA, 357 nt
Organism: Saxophila tyrrhenica
Lineage: Eukaryota; Fungi; Ascomycota; Dothideomycetes; Mycosphaerellales; Extremaceae
Exons: 3
Coding region: 1-357 (118 amino acids)
Source: RefSeq, a predicted model, not a curated record
AUGUCCUCAGAAGUCACCGUAACAGCUAUCCUGAACGUCAAGCCGGAGAAGAUAGACAAACACCACAUCCAUCUAACAACCUCCCAUACAAAAUCCUUCCUCGCCGAAUCCCUAGACCACAUCAGAGCAAACGAGCCUUACAUCCUAUCAUUCCGGGUGCUCGAAGUACCUCCUAGCGAGGAUGGCAAGCGGCAGAUAAUUCUUUGGGAAAGAUAUGAGAACCAGGCAGCGCUCGAAAAACACUGGAGCAGUCUAAAGUACCAGGAAAUGAUGUCCGAGAUGCAAGCGGAGGAUCUUCUGGUGGAGGGGCCUAUGAUCUUGCAAGCAAACGUUCUGGACGAGGUGAUGCGGGACUGA